GUGGGGAUAAAGGGGCAGGGAGUUAAGGAGGACCAUCCGGGACUUGGCUUGGACUGGGCAAAUGGCCAGAUAAACAAGUGCAGGUUGGAGCACUCUCCGGGCUGGACUCCCCAGGAGGACAGGCUCCUUGCAGAGAGACAAUGAGCUUAGUUUUGAACAAACUGUUCAGGGCCUGUGGGACCGCCAAGAAAUCCAAGAGGCAGUGGCACAUGUGUGUCUGGGUCUCAGGAGAGGGCUCUGGGCUGGAGAGGAAGAUGGUGAGUGGCGGGGGGAUAGGCGCUGGUCGAAGGCAAGAGAGGGAAUAGAUGACCUCGGGUGUUUGUGUAGCAGAAGAGGGUCGAAGAGUGAACUCUGGGGGCAGGUUCAUCUUUCAUGGGGGGUAGAGGGAGGUGGACCUGCAGAGGAGCUUGAGUAGCGUCAGCCAGAGAGGCAAGAGGAAAACCAAGAGAAAAUUACUGUCCUGUGUCCCACGGUGGGAGUGGCCACGGGCGUGCCGGCUGCAGAGGACAAGGAAGACCAUGCGGAGGAGUGUCCAGUGGAUGGAGAGGGUCGGGGAGCCCUGGUGACCAUGGCAAGGACCCUGUCCCUGGAGCGGGGGCCUUCCCUGGAGCUGGAAGGGAGAAGGACCCAGUCACAGCCUGAAGAAGCUCUGCAUCUCCGGAGGUCUUUUUGCCAGCCAGUCCCCAUGCCUCUCCUCCUCCUGCUGCUCCUGCUGCCAGGCCCGUCACACCCCCACUCCAUCUGUGAGGUCACCAAAGUGGCCAGCCAGGUGGAAAUGAACUGUGAGAACAAGACGCUGAAGGCGCCGCCUCCAGAUCUGGAAGCAGAAACCACCAACCUCCACCUGGGUGAGAACCCGCUGGGCAACUUCUCCACCUCGUCCCUGGUGUAUCUGCCUCGCCUCACGCAGCUGCAUCUGGGGAAGUGCCAGCUGACCCGCCUGCAGGUGGACGGGAAGCUGCCGCACCUGGAGACCCUGAGGCUCGCCCACAACAAGCUGAAAAGCCUGCCCUCGCUGGGCCAGGCACUGCCGGCGCUGGUCACCCUGGACGUCUCCUUCAACGAGCUGGCCUCCUUGUCUCCCGGCGUCCUGGAUGGCCUGAGCCACCUCCAGGAGCUCUACUUGCGGGGCAACAGGCUGAAGACUCUGCCCCCAGGCCUCCUGGCGCCCACCCCGAAGCUGAAGAAGCUCAACCUGGCAGAAAACCAGUUGAAGGAGCUGCCCCCUGGGUUGCUGGAUGGGUUGGAGGAACCCGACACGCUCUACCUCCAAGGAAACUGGCUGCGCACGAUCCCAGAGGGCUUCUUCGGGAGCCACCUCCUGCCUUUCGCUUUCCUCCACGACAACCCCUGGCUCUGUGACUGCGCGAUUCUCUAUUUCACACGCUGGCUGCAGACCAACAACGUGUACGAAUGGAAGGAGGGCGUGGACGUCAAGGUCAUGACACCCAACGUGCGGAGUGUGCGAUGCAGCAAUUCGGACCAGGCCGAGUUCGUCUACACCUACAAAGGGGAGGGCUGCCCCACCCUGAGCCCUGAGGACAGCCUAGAGUAUGACGUCUACGAUGACGAGGUGCCUGCCACCAAGGCUGCGCCUGUGAGCACCUCGUCCAGCCACACCUGGGACCCCACCACCUCCUGGGGCCUGCUUUACUCCGUCCCUACUGUGCCCCUACACAACCACAGGCCCUACUCGCCUUCAACUGAGGAAGAGGCCACAGCCCCAAGUGCUGCAGGAACCACCAUGUCCUUUGCAACUCUAGAACUCACCUCAGAGCCCCUCACAACCACCCCAGAGCCCCUCACAACCACCCCAGAGCCCCUCACAACCACCCCGGAGUCCCUCACAACCACCCCGGAGCCCCUCACAACCACCCCGGAGCCCCUCACAACCACCCCGGAGCCCCUCACAACCACCCCAGAGCUCCUCACAACCACCCCGGAGCCUACAACCCCGACAGCCCCGGAGCCAACCAUAUUCUUAGCUUCCACAGAACCCGCUUCCCUCCCUAGUGCCUUAGAAUUCACCGUGACCACCAGCUCUGAAUAUGUCAACCUCUCGAAGUCCUUUGGGCUGGCCCCAGAGAACCUGGACAGCUCAAGAAACGACCCUUUUCUCAACUUGGACUCUUGCUGCCUCUCCCUGGGCUUCUAUGUCUUGGGUCUCCUCUGGCUCCUGUUUUCCUCUGUGAUCCUCAUCCUGCUGCUGAUCUGGGUCCGGCAGGUGAAACCACAGGCCCUGGCCACAGCCACGCACACCACGCAUCUAGAGCUGCAGAGGGAAAGGCAGGUGACGGUGCCCCGGGCCUGGCUGCUUUCCCUCCAAGGCUUGCUCCCCACUUUCCGCUCUAGCCUCUUCCUGUGGGUGCGGCCUAAUGGCCGCGUGGGGCCUCUGCUCCGGGGGCGGCGGCCGUCAGCCCUGAGUCAGGCUCGUGGUCAGGACCUGCUGGGGACAGUGGGCUUUAGGUACUCAGGCCACAGCCUCUGAGGAUGGCUGAUUUGGGGACCCAAGAGAGGCUCUCAUAGGUUUUCCUAUUGGGAUCCAGC
Molecule: messenger RNA, 2547 nt
Organism: Phacochoerus africanus (Common warthog)
Lineage: Eukaryota; Metazoa; Chordata; Mammalia; Artiodactyla; Suidae
Gene: GP1BA
Product: glycoprotein Ib platelet subunit alpha
Exons: 3
Coding region: 569-2488 (639 amino acids)
Molecular function (GO): protein binding
Source: RefSeq, a predicted model, not a curated record